CGGAGUGCCGCAUCCAGAGUUAUUGGAGUCUAGACUCCCUCCGGUCCAUUCUAGGGGUCGGCCGGACCAUUGGUCUCCUCCACCAUCGAUGCAUCCUUUAAUACCCGCCUGUCUGGCACCUGCUGCGCCAGCCUGCGACGUAUGCAUGCCAGUCCUUCCUUCCCUUCCCCACGGUCACGGUCACGGUCCCACGGUCCUGCGAUCCCAUCACCGCCGCACGUCCGAUCUCAGGGAUUCACUCCCACAACCUUCAAAGCCUCCCACGGUCAACGUCUGAAAUCCAACCGCCAGCAACUAACCGCCGAGGGACUCUUUGACUAGAUUUCCUGGCUGUACUCCUCCACCGGGUCUCCCUUUCUCCCCGCCAUCCUCCUCGCCAUACUCUCUUGUCUCCCUGGUAUUCACAACCGCCACAAUGCCGAACUUGUCGCGGAAACACAUCAUCGCCAGCGUCGCCUUGAUGAUGCUCCUCACCGUCCUGCUCUGGCACCAGCAAGAUAACGUGACUGGCCUCGUUUCAUCCACCCUUGGAAACGCCAAGCCAAACAACAGCCCUACCACGACCAUCCCUGAAGCUGCCAAGGAGACCUCACAGGGCCAGAAAGAUCAGAAGCCGGACCAAAAUCAAGACCAGAAGCAGGACCAGACGCAAGAUCAGAAGCAGGACCAGAAAGACCAGAAAGACCAGAAAGACCAGAAAGACCAGAAGCAGGAAAUCGACGACAACAAAGACGACAAGAACGAAACCGCGCCCGUCCAAGAUGGUGGCCACAAGACAAAAGAGCGAUUCUGGUCCUCCAAGGGUCAUCUGCUGCCCAGCGUGUGGGACUACAAGAGGCCCAAAAACAUCAGAAAGAUCAUGGCCCUGGUCUUUUUCGGUCGUCGUCAACCCGUCUCCAUCUUGGAUUGCUACCUGAAGCGAAACCUCAUCAAGAAUGGCGGCAUGCUAGACGGCGUCAUUUUUGUCGAGCGCACUAGUGAGGCCCUCGAUCUCGAUCUUCUGCAUCGUUUGACGGAGAGUGAGCCUGCCUAUGAGACGUGGCAUAUCGAGAUGGCCGACGACGACCAGUUUUCCAGUGGUUUUGGCAACUCAUAUGAUCGCAUUGAGGAUGAUGUUUUGUACAUCAAGAUUGACGACGAUAUUGUCUUCAUGGAGGACAGCGUCAUUCCCUCAAUCGUCCAGAAAAAGCUCGACCACCCUGAAUACUACAUCGUCUCUGCCAACAUUGUCAACCAACCCCUUCUCAGCUGGAUUCACUGGAACCUCGACGCUGUCAAACCCUACCUCCCAGAAGUUGGCCGCCUCUCACCCGUCGUCAACUCCAGCAUGGACUGGCGCCCUUCGAAACUCCCGUAUUGGAAGCGUCCCAAUGAGUUCGACCUUGAAAAAUGGGAGCCCUCCGAGGGAGGAUUGCACCGCUGGUUGCCCCUCAACCGGAAAAAGGACCACAUCCUCGACGGUACUCCUAUCAAGGAGACCGAGUACAAUGCUUACGGCCGUGGGUGGACUCAAUGGAAGAUUGGGGCCCAGGAGCACUACAGCUUCCUGGAGAACCUCGAGAAGGAUGAGCUGUGGCAGUACAAGUUUGGCACCUGGGACUUCCAAUAUGACCGCAUGGGUAUUCAGUUUGUGGCAAUGAUGGGCCGUGAUAUCAACAUCGCCAAGCCUAUUGAGGCCGAUGACGAGAACCACUUCUCAUGCACCAUGGCUCGGCAACUCGGACGUCACGCCGUUGCCGAUGGCCGAGGCCUCGCUGUUCACUACAGCUUCGGCAGUCAACGCGGAGGCAUGGAGAAGACCGACGUACUGGAACGAUACCGCGCAUAUGCACGAGAAAAUAUCUGCGCCGGCCCGAUGCUGUGGUCCCCCGAGGAUGAAUCAAAGGCAUCUUGAGAAAACAGGAAAGGGAAAAAUGCGACUGUAAUGCGUCUGGGACGCAGCAUGUCGCGUUGUUUAUCUUGCACAUAUUACAUCACAUGCACGGCGUUUAAGGAGUACUCUGGAGGAUGGGGUCUGUCGGCAAAGCGACUUGAUCUAGGAUGGAGCUUGGGACUGGUUUUGGGUAGUAGAUGAGUGUACGAUUCGCAAGAUGAGGAGCCAUGUAUAUCACAUUACCUCGCGGUGUUCCGAGGUACCACGCAAAUUAAAAUCAAGAAGAUCUUACAGCGUCAAUAUCGACUUACACGUCUCUAUGAACCUGCUACGAAUCGGAGAUGGCACUUGAAUCCGGACCCAGCCGACGUCGCAUUGGAGGAUGGAACGAUGAUCAAUGACAGGGGGUUUUCUUGGCCAUCUCCAC
Ilyonectria robusta is the source of this 2300-nucleotide messenger RNA. RefSeq lists its product as uncharacterized. The coding region runs from base 416 to 1894 and encodes 492 amino acids. Lineage: Eukaryota; Fungi; Ascomycota; Sordariomycetes; Hypocreales; Nectriaceae. The record is from RefSeq and is a predicted model, not a curated record. The transcript is spliced from 4 exons.